UUUACUAGCGCGUAUCGAAUCAGUAAUUUUUCACGUUAAAUCAAGUAGGUUAUCUCUUUAUUACCACCAUUGCUCCCCACCAACAUCAAUGUGGAUUGUAACACGUAAGGGUGAUCUGGAAGACAUAAUUAAUCUAGAACCUGAUCAAGAUUAUAUACUAGGAAGAGUGGAAAAUGCCGAUUUCUUAUUCAAUAAUAGUUCAGUUUCACGACAACAAUUACAAUUGGUAGUGGGAUCAAUCGAUGAAGAUAAAAUCAAUGACACAGAAUAUAAAACUUCACUCCUGAUAAAAGUGCUUUCAAGGGCCAAAUCAACUAUAAAUGGUACUAUGUAUAGAUUAUCCAAGGGAGAGACUGGACCAAUGGUUGUGGAUGUUACCAAUGAAGAUAAAGUUGAGUUAGUACUAGGAUCAGAUACCGAUAAUAUCAUCACUAUCGAAUGGGUUGCUUUCAAUGUGAUGACAUUCAUCAAGACUGUGGUGGAGACUGAGGGUAAACAAUCUAAUAAUCAUCAUCUUGAUGAUCUUGUUCAAUUACGGUCCAUUGGCAUUGAUUUAAGAAUCACAAAUGAUGUAUAUAAAGCUACUCAUUAUUAUAGUAGAGGUGAACCAACUAAUAAGUCCUUUAAAAUAGCAGUCCUGAGAGGAGUACCCAUUUUAAAUGAAAAGUGGUUAGAUACCAUACGACGGAAUAAAAAUAAUGUUGAGAAAUGGUUUCUUCAUAUUGAUUAUGAGAAGUAUUUACCUGGAGGUGAAUACUUAUUACCAAACCCUGAACGAAGUAGUUUGUUAAAGGGUAUAACCGUGUUUAUUCUUUCGAAAGGAAAUGAAAAAUUCAGUUACUUUAUUAAUUCAUUACAGGGAAAUAUAAUACAAUUACAACUUGAUACAUACUACCAAAAUAAUAAACUAAAUGAAGAGUUAUUAAUUCAAGAUAUGAAAGAAAAAUCACCACCAAAUUCGAAAUGUGUCCUUAUGAAAUUCAAUGGUCAUGGAGAUGCAGUGUUGGCAGAUCAGGUGAAUAAUUCAUUGGAGGGUAUAGCAACUAAGUUUAAUACAAGUACGGCUAGUGAAGAUAGUAUAUGGACUUCUACAAAAGUUUGCAGUUUAGAUAAUCUUAGAUUAUUUGAAGUAGAAAGCUUGAAACGUCCUAAUGAAGCAAUAGUUUCACAAUCUGAACCUCUGUUGCGAAAGAGGAGGAAAUAUGAGAAAGUAAGUAAGACUCAUUUCUUCGACUUUGGAGCUUGUACUCAAUCCCAAUCCAAUAAUGAAAUACUCAUUGCAUCUUCCCAAGUGGUGCCUGAAAGUAAUGACGAUGUUGCAGAAUCAAACAAUCCAAUUAUUGAAGGAUCUGUAGCGCCUAUUGUUGAACCUAUUAUUGAAGAGCCUGAAGAAGUUAUCGAAUCUCCAAAGGAAGUAGAAAAGUCUGUUGAUGAAGGAAGUAACGGAUCAUCUGUUGAUAUAAACAAGUCUAAAAAGCGUUCCACAGAAGAAGAAUUAAAACCACUGAAACCCAAUAAAAUUGGGAAAUUUAUGCCAAAGGUGUCACUUGUAGAUGCUAUUAAAUCUGCCAAAGAACAAGCCAAUGAAUUGAUCAAACAGGAAUUAGGUAUUGUGGAUGAAUUGGAGCAAGAUUCAUUUGCAGAUAAUCUUUCUAAUCUCGCCAUAAUAGAGACUAUUGAAAUUAAAUUAAGAACUAAAGAACCAAAAGAGUACAAUUCAACCAUAAAUAAAGACUACAAUGGCCGUAAGAAUUUCAAAACGUUUAAAAAGAAUCAACAAUUGAAAAAUAAAGUUACUAGAUCAUUUGUGGAAAUGGAUACAAUCCCAGUAAAUGCAGAAAUAAGCUUUGUAAGUUUCAAGAAGUCUGAUUAUGAAGCAGCUGAACAAAGGUUAACUGAAGAUUUUGGUAAGGUAAUGCAAAGUGUUAAAAAUAUCGAUCCUGUUAAGAAUACACUCUUUAUUGAUGACGAUGAUGAUGAUGAAACUGGUUCCUUUUCAUUUAAACCCAAUAACAAUAAUAAGGAAAAGAGUGGUAGUUCAGCUAAUUCGCUAUUUGUAGAUGAAGAAUCCCAGAGUACUGCUCAACCAGUUCCCAAUAGAACAACAACUAGAUCAACUACUUAUCGAAACUAUUAUGAUGAUGAUGAUGACGACGAUGAUGACGAUGACCAACCUAGAUUUGGAUUCUCGAGAGCAAAUUAAAAUGUUAUAAAAUAUGUUAU
Molecule: messenger RNA, 2223 nt
Organism: Scheffersomyces coipomensis
Lineage: Eukaryota; Fungi; Ascomycota; Pichiomycetes; Serinales; Debaryomycetaceae
Exons: 1
Coding region: 89-2203 (704 amino acids)
Source: RefSeq, a predicted model, not a curated record